This is a messenger RNA of Colletotrichum phormii, 810 nucleotides long. RefSeq lists its product as uncharacterized. The transcript is spliced from 2 exons. Bases 244 to 552 code for a protein of 102 amino acids. Lineage: Eukaryota; Fungi; Ascomycota; Sordariomycetes; Glomerellales; Glomerellaceae. The record is from RefSeq and is a predicted model, not a curated record.
CAUAGCGCCCGGCACGUCCUUUUGUUACCAGACGUUAAAUGCAUCAUCAUCACCAUAGUUCGUGUACUUAUGGUGUGCCGUAGUCGCCGUGGUCCUGCGGGGCAGGCCCUGGACUUGGUCGUGCAUGUUGGGUCGUAACAUCAGGUCUCCCUUCCAAAGGUCUAGUCCCGUAGACCUAUAAGUAGGUGUUUGUAGGCCCGGGUUGGGGUCCGUUAAGUUUGCUCGUUGCAAUAUGCUGACACAAUGUCAGGUCGUGUCCAAAAACGUUACUCGAAAGAUUCUGAUUUAACGCUCCGAUCGGCUUAUGACGACGUAUUUGAUCGCUUUGGUUCUAACGACAUUAUGCCUUAUACGCAAUGCUUUCGUGCAAAGCGCGUAUGUCGAAUAGCUAAGGGUGCUAAUACGUGUCAAGGUUAUAAAAACCUAAAGCGUCCUUAUGAUGGUCUUGUCGUGGCAUCGAGUCGUAAGCUAAGUAAUCAGCGUCAAGAAUGGGAGGAGAAGGAGGAGCAAGCUAGCGAUGCCUUACUUGGUCUUCAUAAGAAAUUAACUUAGAUCCAGUCUGAGGUUGCCAAGGCGGCGGGUCGUCUUACUCAUAUACGGGCUUUUCGGAGGAAGGUAAAGGAGCGACAUAUUAAGACGUUUGCUCGGGGUAUACAGGAACUAGAGGAAGAGGAUAACAUUCUUCUUAUAUUAGAUACGUAUAAGCGGUAGAUUAUAAGCGAUCUUUAGGCCGCUGGUGUUUCUAAUGAUGCGGACUGGUCUUCUUUUGGGAUUGGCGAUGAGUUUGCGAACCUGGGUCACUUAGUCCCG